Encephalitozoon romaleae SJ-2008 is the source of this 462-nucleotide messenger RNA. RefSeq lists its product as hypothetical. The transcript has a single exon. The coding region runs from base 1 to 462 and encodes 153 amino acids. NCBI's taxonomy places the organism in Eukaryota, Fungi, Microsporidia, Unikaryonidae. The record is from RefSeq and is a predicted model, not a curated record.
AUGGAUGUUUCAAGUAUCAUUCUUAAGUUACUAUCUGAUGGGAUUGUAGAUGGAGAGUAUGACAGUGUUUUAACUACAUUGAAUGAACUUCUCAGACCGAUACAAUAUGAAGCUGUUAGAUGGCCUGAUGGAUCAUGUAUUGUGUUAAAAGAUAACAGAAGUUCAUGGCCACCAGACCUUGGGAUCGAAGAGGUUGAAGAUGUGUUUAGAAGAGUGGUGUGUGGGAUGCCAGUAUCUGGAGACAUAGUGGAUAUGCUUAUUCAAGAACGAUGGAUUGAAAAUGUCGAGGGAAAUCCUCAGCUAAGUAGAAGAUCAUUGGUGCAACAUACGGACUUUAUCCUUGGAUUAGGUGGAAGAUACGUGAUUUGUGAUGUUUGUGGGUUUCUAAACGAAGAAGGUGGAAUCCAUGGAUUCUGUAAGGCACUCCUGGAAAAGGAAAGAGGUUUUGAUGAAAAAAAUUGA